Molecule: messenger RNA, 894 nt
Organism: Rotaria sp. Silwood2
Lineage: Eukaryota; Metazoa; Rotifera; Eurotatoria; Philodinida; Philodinidae
Source: the annotation of a GenBank genome assembly
AUGGUAUUUAAACGUAAAAAACGUCCAGAAAUUUCCAAACCAACUAAUUUUCAACAUAUUCGUAAAACAUAUUUUGAUAUAAAUAGUCAAACAUUAAAAGAUUUACCACCACAAUGGACAAGUAUAUUAACAGAUGAAGAUAUAUCACGAACAGCUAUGGCUGCAUAUGAACGUCAAAGACAUCAACAGCAACAACAAUAUACAAAUCAACAAUCACGACCAAAACCAUUAAUUGGUGAUCCUUGUUUUUUAACACCAUCUGAUCUUGAAUAUCUCAAAUCUCAAACAAUUGUUCGUGGUUCAGGAUCAAAUCAACAAACAUUAACUAAUCAUCGACAAAUAACUCCACCUAAAAUAUCCGAUGAUUAUCCUUAUCAUUCUCAUAAUCAACUCAUACAAAUUCCACGUAAUACACAUCUUGAUCGUCUCUAUAAUGUUAAAUCACCUGAUUCAUCUAUUGAUAAUCGUAAACCAUCAGUUCCAAAUUAUCAAAAUGAUUUAAUACUUCCAUCAAAUAGUAAAAUAAAGCAAGCUACAUCACCUGCUAUUGUUACAACUCGAGAAAAAAUCGAUGGAAGUACAAAAUUAUCACUUGAAGAUUUCAUUUUUGCAUUACAAAAAGUUGUUAGUCAAUCAGAUCCUCGUACAAUGUAUGAUCAUUUUGUUAAAAUUGGUGAAGGAUCAACAGCAAAUGUUUAUAUAGCUCUUGAUAAACAUUAUGGUACACAAGUUGCUAUUAAACAAAUGAAUAUAACUAAACAACAACGAAAAGAACUUCUGUUUAAUGAAGUAAAUAUUAUUUGUUUUUUGUUUUCAAAAUUAGAAUUCUAUUUGAAAAUUGUUCAAUUAUAUAAACGUAAAUUUAUGAUAUCUGUAAGUGUGAAGGUCAGAUAA